AUACGCAGCCCUGGUUUAUGAGGGAAAAUGUAUCGUCUCGGCCAACAGACUCUCUCCAAGAUCGCUUUCAAUUCCUUUUUAUCUGCUGUGCCGCGGGAAUAUUUUCAUUUUACGAGACAUUACAAUAAAAGCUGGUCGUGUAUUGGCUGAGUUUUGAUCAAAUUUGAUAGUUAUCUGCACGAAAAUGCCGAGGACCAAGAAGAAGAACAGCAGGGGUAAGUAAGCGGGCGGUCGCAUUGCUUUGGCCUUGCUGGUGUGUCUUUCCCACGCUUGCGGUAGUUGUAGUUCUUUACGUGUUGUCGGCGCGUUGACUGUAGUUGAACGUGUUGACGGGGAGGACUACAAACGUCAGAGGCUGGCCUACGUCAAAAUACGAAGCUAGCUAGCCUUUAUGACACAAAGCCUUGGCGUUGCUAGGAAAAACGUGGUUCGUGACUCAAAGUUACCUCAAAUAUUUAUUUUAUAAAUAUCAUUUCAAUGUCUAAUAAUUUAAUCGGUAUUUAAUUUGAGCUCGUGACUAUCGCCUGGCAAGUGCUAACGUUAGCCGUACUAGCACUGCACUAGCGAGCUUCGGCUUCAGAUGCUAGUUAUUUUUGAACAUGAUAACGUGAAACACGAUGAGUGGCACCGGUUAGAGAGCUUGAACUGUACACAUUACCUCGAUAUUAACCUAUAUUACACAUUAUUUCUUCCGUUGUAAAGAAACGAUGUCAGCCUGAACUCGAUAGUGAGGUCGUGUUGUCAGCAGAUUGACCUCAAUUAAUCUUAAACCCGAAUAUGCUGUCGACGUCACGGUACUCAGUCAGACGGCUGUUGUGUGACCCUGGACUGGGAAUGUAAAGCUGGGACGUGUUUUGUGUGAUGGUUGUUGUCGGUAUUUUAUUGUCAAGCGACCGGAGGCGGACAUUUUGGACUCUGGAGAAAGCAGGUUGUAAAACAGGCGGCGUCCGGUUCUCAGGAAUCAGCUGUGGGGAGAGUCCACGUCAACACAGUUAAAGGAAAUAACCAGGGUUAGGUGGAAAACGGCACUCUUAUCAUCAGCUGACAGGGAUUCCUGUAACAUUUAUCAUGAUCUGAGACAGUCACAUCUGACCCUCGUUGUUCCCUCAGUAUUUAACUUGCCAAAUAUAUCCCUCAGAGGUAACUUCAGGUCAGGCUUCAGACGCCUGUUGUGUCUGGAUACAUUUAGCCAGCAUUCAAGAACUUUCCCCUACACAUGGAGUAUUUAAGGAAAGGGUUUCAUAACAAGUCCACUUAUUGUUUCUGUUCUUUUAAAAUCUUAACACAUACACUCUCAACAUCCUUUGAGCUGUGAUUUUUUACAACCUCCUACACAUGUUAUUUGCUAAAGCACCCAUGAGAUAUGUAUUUGAUUGGCAACCUGUUUUAUUUGUUUACGCUUGACAGCUAUUUAGCUUUACCUACUAAGAUGUCUGUAGUCUCUGGGCAGGAGACAGAAACAACGCCUCUGCAAAACACAAAGUACAUUCAAAACAGCUAAACAACAAUACAUAACCACAAUACAACAACCUCAGGUACUCCAACAGAGACUUUGAUUAUAAAAGAGUUCCUUCCAAGUCCAGUCUAUUUGUAGAGCCAAGUGUUUACAGGAUGAUGUUUACUCAUAGGUUUUAAAACUUUAAGUUAGAAAAGAUCAUUUGCUUCCUUGUUCAUUCCCGUGAUGUGAUUUCCUGGCAUGGAUGAAUCGCUGAGGUUUUUGUUUGAGCAGUCAACAUUACAGUGCCCUUGUCCCUGAGAGCACUUGGUCAUUAUUCAUGAGAUAAUAAAAGUCUAGCUGGAUAAGGUGUGCAAAGGGCGCACAUUAGAUAAGUGUGGUGUCUGUUCCAGCACCUGCAUGGAGCUGGUGUUACAUAACAAACACGCACAGGCCUGUUGCUUAGUUUUGUGGCAUUUGAUAAGACUGAUUUAUACUUCUGUCUUUUUUUUUUUUUUUAAUUUUACUAGGAGGGCAGCAUGGACAUGUGCAGCCUUUCAGUGAUGAGGAUGCCUCCAUUGAGACCCUCAGUCAUUGCAGCAGCUUCAGUGACAUCACGAGUGUAGCAGAUGACGGUGAGUGUGUGUGUGUGUGUUUUUAUUUCCAUUAUUCUUUGAGUUUACUCCUCCGCGACGCAGUGGGUGUUUCUGCAUGUGUGUUUUUUAUAGUUUGUGUGUACAUCAUCCACAAGGAAUGUAGUGUAGACGCCUUGCUCAAACUUUGGUUUGAAUUUUGCUGCUAAGCUACUUAUUGUUGGGCUAACAUUAAAGUAAAAACCACAGCUUUUUUCUUGAUUCAAUAAAACCUUUAAGUUUUUAAAAACCUACCAAGAUAAGUGCAGACUUUUCAGUUCAGACAGAGUGAAGCUCUACACAUGAAUAUCUACUCACUAAAUCUUGUGUUGGUGCCAGGUGGAGAGGCCAAUGAGGACUCAGCCCAGGAGGAUUUCCAGUACAAGUUGAAAGGGUUCAUAGACAGCACGGUGGAUAAAAGGUAAUAAAAAGUAGUGCCUGCUUUUCAGCUUUUUUUAAAACACAUGUUUUAAGAUUGUAGGUAUGCAGAGUGUAACAUGUCUAUGCAGAGUUUUACCUGCAGGUUCGACAUUGAGUAUUCAAAUUUGAGUGUCUUCUUUUCAACGUCAAGGGACAGCAAAGCCUGAGUUUGAGCAGUCUUGCAGGCAAUACUUUGGCAAUGUUGGUUUAAAUUCCUGUUACAGGAACAGUGUUAUGUAACUGACACGUAUGAGCUCUUCACACAAAGAGCCUCCAAAAACAAAUAUUUACAGCAUGAGUAAGAUGAUUUUAAAACGCUUCUGUGGUGAGUAGCUUGAGUUGACAAAGCCACUGUCAGCCGCACAAAACGGGUACCUGCUGCCCAGCCAAAUUUAAAGAUAGACUAAUCCCUGAAAAGGUGAAUCAUGGUAGAUGUGAUAAAUGUGUCUAUAUUAAAGUGGGGAUUCCCCAGCAGUGCCGAUGACAUGAUGUAAUGAUUUUUUAGCUUAUGCCUAUGACGAGGGUUUGAAAAUAUGUAACUGAAUAGAUUGAAGAAAAAAAAAUCAUCUUAAAAUACCACUUUUUCUUAGUAAUUGAGGAUUAUUACGUCUGGAUUUUAUUCCAAAAUUGAUAUUUUACUUUUAUACAAGUUUGUCAAGUUGCAGAUGUGUCAUUGAUAGAACUUACACUGCAAAUGUAUCUCGACUGUGUUAGUCAGUUUAGUCAUACAGACUAUAAGUGAGACAUAGAAGCCAGGCAGCUCAUUAAGCAGGUAUUUAUGGUAUAGUUAUGGUCAUAAGUAAUAACAAUUUUCUAUGAACUUGUUUUCUCAGUGCUAAGACCAGACAAGGGGCACUGGAUGGGCUUAAGACGGCAAUGGCUACACGGAUCCUGUAUGAGUUCAUCUCCGAAAGAAGGAUGACCAUCACAGACAGCAUUGAACGCUGCCUGAAAAAAGGUACAGACAGUUUAACAGUCUGCUGCUGUCGUAGUAAACUUGUCAGAUGUUUUUUUCUAAGAGGAUGUGAUCAUGUUUAUAGCAUCAAAUUAAUGCCUACUCAGAUGUCUUCUGAAACCGAUGUAAAAAUGACAUGCCCACCUUUGUCUCUGCCAGGUAAAGGUGACGAGCAGCGAGCAGCAGCUUCUUUAGCCUGCCUGCUCUGUAUCCAGCUGGGCUCGGGCAUCGAGAGUGAGGAGGUGUUCAAGACCUUGAAACCCAUCUUCAAAAACAUCCUGGCAGAUGGAUCUGCAAACAUUCAAGCCAGACAGGCAGUGAGUAACUAGUUUUUGGAGCCAAGACGAUACAUGUGAAGACUAUUGGAUUAACUACUACACAGUAUCUGUCACUGUACAGAUGUCUUGAUUUUCCUUAAACCUGUUUAUAUUAAAGAAAACAAAUCUCUCUGUUUGUCUCAUAGGUGGCUACAAGUCUGGGCCUCUGUACUCUGGUUGCAGAAGAUGACAUUUUGGUGAGUUCUUCUUCCUAUCAUGUCUGUUUGUUUUACACGUCAAUUACAGUCAUGUGACCUGAACAACCUCUAAAGUCAUCUGUUUCAACUUGUUAUCAGUGUUUCAUUCAGUCUUUAAGAUUUGAUCAACAGUUGAGCUCACAUGCUUCAGGCAGUUGAUUAAACAUUUUACUCUUGAUGAUAGAAGUUGAGGUUAGCUUAAACACACACUCUGCUUUGAAAACUCAUUUUUUUGUCCUGUCUACUUCCUGCUUUAGGAUGUGCAUGCCACCAUGGAGUGCUUUGAGAACCUGUUCACCCGGUCCUAUGCUAGAGCGGAUGGUACGUGUCCUUCGGUGAAUCCUCAGACAAGCGCGCUCCACACCAACGCGCUCCUGUCCUGGGCACUGCUGCUCACCAUCUGUACCGCCAACCAGCUUAGAGACAUCCUGCGCAAGUAAGACCCCUUUUUAAAACUAAAUGUCAUCAUCAAAAGUUUAACUUUGUUUGAAAAUUGUUUUAUUUAUCUGCAAACCAAAUAGGAUAUGAAUUUAUAUAUAUUUUUUUCUUGUUUGUUUUGCAGACACCUGCCUAAACUGCCACGAUUGUUGGAAAGUGAGGAUGUCAACAUGAGGAUUGCUGCAGGGGAGACAAUCGCCCUGCUCUUUGAGCUGGCCAGAGACAUGGAUGCUGUAAGUCUAAAUCAUUCAGUGUUAUAUAAUCAAUAUGCUUUCAUUCCUGAGGUACAACGCAGUCCACCGUCAUGACGAAAAAAGACAGAAAUUAUAGUCCCUAUUACAGCUAACAACAGUAAUUUCAUCCUGAAUUGUAUGCUGACUCGACAGUUGGACUUGAUUUUGAUAGGCGGUUUCUUGGCAUAUACAUCUUUUUUCUUUCUGUGGACUGAUGCUUGCCUUUUUUCAGUCAUAAACGGUAUUAUUUAUAUCGUUUGUCUCUUACAGGAUUUUGAAUUUGAUGGCUGGGAUGAACUGUGCGACAAACUAAACGCAUUGGCCACAGACUGCAACAAACACAGAGCCAAGACAGACAAGAGGAAGCAGAGGUCUGUGUUCAGGGACGUGCUUAAGGCUGUUGAGGUGGGUUUAAGUGGCAGUGAGCUGCAGUUCUGUGUCCUUUUUUUUUUUUUUUUUGUAGAUGUUUUUAAAUUUUUAGAUACUUUUUUCCCCUUCUGUUAUGGAUGGCUUAGAGUGAGUCCUUUUUUUUUUUUUGUUUUGAUCCUCCAGGAGGGGGACUUCCAGACUGAGACAAUCCGCUUUGGGACUGAGCGCAUGACCAUCGACAGCUGGGUUAGAAAGAGGACCUAUGAUGCCUUCAGGGAGUUUGUAGGCUCUGGGAUGAACUACCACCUCCAGGUAUAUUUACUUCAAACUUCAUCAGACUGCAGAACUACUACUACUUUAACUAGACUGCAGAAUCUUGAGUUUGGGUUCAGUUUUUGGGGUUUUCUCCUGGACUGACACUGCCUAAAGCAUUAGAAAAUCUGUAGGUCUGCAAAGAGGAAACACUAGCGACUAGAUUUGGGAUGAUGAUGCAUAUUGUGAGGAAAAAGCCAUUACAAGCAUCUGGUUGGAAAUUAGUCUGCAUUAUGGCUGGCGGCCAGCGCUAAUGCAACAUUUCACUUGUGAAUAUGAGACAAUGGAACAUAUUUCAGCGGAUGGAAAAACUCUAAACUAUAUGUAAAUGUAGCUAGCUGAUGCAGGUUAUAUAUUGUGUCUGAGGAUGAUUUCUUAUUGAAGUUUUUGUUUCUUUUAAAAGGGUAAUGAAUUCAUCAGAGACGUGUUUGAACUGGGACCACCCAUGCUGGUUGAUUCAGCAACAAUGAAGGCAAUGAAGAUAUCUCGCUUUGAAAGGGUAUCCACAACUACGAUCCUUGUUAUUUAUUAAAAAUAAGUUUGAUACAUUUUUUACACGUCUCAUUUUUUCCUACUUUGUAUUUACGUUUCUUUUUCUUCUUUUCCAGCAUCUCCACAACUCUGCUGCAUUCAAGGCUCGGACCAAAGCUAGGAGCAAGUUCAGGGACAAGAGGGUGGAUGUUGGAGAAUUUUAACCUUUUUUUUUUUUUUUCUUUUCUUUUUUUUUUUUGACACUAGUAACCUAUUUAUCAGGCCUCCCUGCUUUUUAGAUGUUGCUUUCACACCUAACUCCCCUAAAAUCUGUUUAGUAUCAAACCCUGAUAGUAGUGAUGAAAAGCAGCUAUGUCACAGACACCACUUUCAGACCUUCAGGAGGUGGGUGUUUGAUGAUGACAUAGUUUGAGGUGGAGUCUAACUUAAAUGUUUCCACACAUGAACUGUGGUGUUGUACAUAAAGUGUAUAUUUUUUUCUCUCAUUAAUAUCUAUUAUGUGGCCUUUUUUGUUUUGAACAUUUGUAAUAAGUUAUAUAAUUUUGCACAAUGUAGUCCUCUUUAGUUAAUAGCAAUGUCAAACACAUGUUUAUGUUCUAACCCUUAUAUGAAUUAGUAUUGCGUUGCACUAGCUUGCUAACCUUUAGCGGGUUAUUGCUGUAGAACAAUGGUGAAUAUUGUGUGUCUCUUUUUGGUAAUGGUUAUGUGUGCUAAAGGGCAAAGAUGGUAAGACAAUAAACACUGAAAAGCUGUACAAACUGCGCCUCCUGUUGUCUCGACUUCAACAUUCUCCAGGGUAAGAAAGCUUUAGAGAAGUAGUGACAGGAACCACCAUUAAAAGAAGAAAUGAGUUACGUAAACCAGAUUUAAAUGUUAACGGUUACACAGGUACAUGAGAGAUGGUGAGAUUUUUAAAUUAUAAAGAUUGAGUCACAAAGAACAGGAACUAUACACCACAUACAGGAUAGUUUUGAGUGUGUCAGGAGGGAUGUCAACAAGCACUAUUUGUGUUACUCUUGCAGUUUGUGACUGAUCUGUUUUCCACACUCCUUUUGUGUUAUCCUUGUAGCAGCUCGUUUUUGGUUCUAUGUCCAAUUCUAUUUGUCGUAAAGGGGAAGUACAAGUUCUGUUUAUUUCUUCUUGAACGCAGUAAAUGCUCUUCAAACCAA
This is a messenger RNA of Xyrichtys novacula (pearly razorfish), 6969 nucleotides long. The record is from the annotation of a GenBank genome assembly. NCBI's taxonomy places the organism in Eukaryota, Metazoa, Chordata, Actinopteri, Labriformes, Labridae.